Molecule: messenger RNA, 2860 nt
Organism: Drosophila serrata
Lineage: Eukaryota; Metazoa; Arthropoda; Insecta; Diptera; Drosophilidae
Gene: metro
Product: membrane palmitoylated protein 7-like protein metro
Molecular function (GO): protein binding
Source: RefSeq, a predicted model, not a curated record
GUCGCUUUUCCUGCUCUUAUCCGCCGUUCUGGGAUUCCCGCUGUCGCGUGCUCCUCUGAUUAGCAGCUCCAUUUUUUUGGCGGACAUGUGGAAGAAUCCCUAAAGGAAACGGAAGCAAACUAAUAACGGUUAAUAACGGUCAAUGGCGCGCGCCGUCUGGCUGCCCUAAAAAUAGCAAAUAAAUUCAAAAUCAGGCAAAAUAAUAUAACGAAAAUAGCCAACAGACAUGCCGUGUUUUUGUGCCUGUGUGUGAGUGAGUGAAGUGGAAAUCCGUUUAUAAAUAAAACAACGCUGGGCCAAGAAGAGUGAAAUUGUUAUUAUUGUAUUGGCCAGAGUGCGCAGAGGAAAAAAAAACUCCAGGAACACACAGCGGCAAAGGAUAAGGCAUAAAGGAUAACCAAGGACAGUGACUCGUUGGCGGUUGUUGUGUGACAUGCUAGCAGCAGUUAUGGCAUCGGACAUCAACUGGGAUCCAGCUCUUUCGAAACUGAUCACCACGCUGAAGGAGUCGGACAACCUGUCCAAUGACCAGGAGAUUGAUUUCCUAAAGGCCCUGCUCGAGUCCAAGGAGCUGAAUGCCUUGGUCAAUGUCCACACCAAGGUGGCCAAGGUGGGUCGCGAUGAUAGGCUGGCUCCAGUGCUAUCCACCUCCGCCCAGGUGCUAUACGAGGUGCUGGAGCAGCUGUCGCAACGCUGCCACCUGAAUGAGGACUGCAAGGAGGCCUUCCAUCUGCUGCAGGACUCCCAUGUCCAGCACUUGCUAUUCGCUCACGAUGCCAUUGCCCAAAAGGACUUUUACCCGCAUCUGCCGGAGGCACCUGUUGAAAUGGACGAGGACGAGGAGACCAUCAAGAUUGUGCAGCUGGUGAAGAGCAAUGAGCCUCUGACAGGAGCACAGAGUGCGGAGCCAAUUGUUGGCGCCACCAUUAAAACGGACGAGGAGACGGGCAAGAUAAUCAUCGCCAGAAUUAUGCACGGCGGCGCUGCUGACCGCUCCGGAUUGAUACACGUCGGCGACGAGGUCAUCGAGGUGAACAACAUCAAUGUGGAGGGCAAGACGCCGGGCGAUGUGCUCACCAUACUGCAAAACUCUGAGGGCACCAUUACCUUCAAACUGGUGCCAGCGGACACCAAGGGUGCCCAGCGCGAGUCCAAGGUGCGAGUGCGUGCCCACUUUGACUACAAUCCCGAUGUGGAUCCCUAUAUACCCUGCAAGGAGGCAGGUUUGGCCUUCCAGCGUGGCGAUGUCCUGCACAUUGUGGCCCAGGAUGAUGCCUACUGGUGGCAGGCACGCAAGGAGCACGAACGUUCGGCGAGAGCUGGCCUUAUACCCAGUCGGGCUCUACAGGAGCGACGCAUCCUUCACGACCGAUCCCAGAAGGAUGGCACUGAUCUGGACUCGAAGCCCGGAUCAUGCGCCUCACUCUGCACCACCCCACCUGGUUCACCGCGCCUGCCCGCCAGCAGCAGCAGCUCCUCCUGCCGACAGCCCAAGACUAAAAAGAUAAUGUACGAUUUGACAGAGAACGAUGACUUCGAUCGGGAGCAAAUUGCCACGUAUGAGGAGGUGGCUAAGCUAUAUCCCCGUCCAGGUGUCUUUCGUCCCGUGGUGCUCAUUGGAGCUCCCGGUGUGGGACGCAAUGAGCUGCGCCGCCGGCUGAUAGCCAGGGAUCCCGAGAAGUUCCGCAGUCCAGUGCCAUAUACCACCCGACCAAUGCGCACUGGCGAGGUGGCCGGACGUGAGUACAUCUUUGUGGCCCGGGAGAAAAUGGAUGCAGACAUCGAGGCGGGCAAAUUCGUGGAGCAUGGCGAGUACAAGGGUCAUCUGUAUGGAACCUCCUCGGAGAGCGUCAAGUCCAUUGUGAAUGCCGGAUGCGUCUGUGUGCUGAGUCCACAUUAUCAGGCGAUCAAGACGCUUCGCACAGCUCAGCUGAAACCGUUCCUCAUCCAUGUGAAGCCACCAGAGUUGGAUGUGCUGAAGACAACACGUACGGAGGCCAGGGCCAAGUCCACUUUCGAUGAAGCGAAUGCCAGGAGCUUCACAGACGAGGAGUUCGACGAUAUGGUAAAGUCAGCCGAGCGGAUUGACUUCCUCUAUGGCCACUUUUUCGAUGUGGAGAUCGUCAAUGGAGAGCUGGUCAAUGCCUUCGAGCAGCUGGUCCAGAAUGUCGAGCGCCUGGAGACCGAACCCCUGUGGGCCCCAUCCAUGUGGGUGCAGUAGGAGGAAGAUGCCAAAUGUGAAGAUAGGAGAGAUGAGCAUUUCAUGCAAUUUGUUAAACAACACCAAAGUAUUUUUGCCAUACGAAUUUAGCAAUCUGCUAGAGAGACAGACAGAGAGAGAGAGAGCGACACUAUUUACCCGUAGGAAGGUCCUGCUGGGCACUCCCGUCCCGGCCUUAGUCCUUUUCACGACAUGUACCUUUUUGCGUAACAGUGAAAACAAAGAAAUGAAUACAAUAAAUAGACAGAGGAAAGGUAACUAGAACUCGAAACGGCAGCAGCGUCAUCUAUCUUACAAUUACAUUUACAAUAUAACGUUUAAAUUAUAAAGAAAACAAAAGAAACAGAACAGAACCGAAACAAAAGAACAUAACUUGUUGUACAAAAUUUAUUUGUGUUCAAAGAAAGGACUAAAUUAUAAAUGUAUUUAUUACACGUUGUUGAAAUCAAAGAAACCAAGUUAAACUCCCCGUAACCACUAACCAUAUUGUAUCUCAAUUGUAUAUAUACACUCAAUCCACUAACUGAAUAACUAGAGAGCAUAUUGGGAUGCAAUAUGUCACUUUUGGAACCCGAUUUCAUCAAAGCGUAGUGAAAAAAUUGUUGAAAACAAGUGAGAAAUUAAUAAAAACCUAUUUUA